Molecule: messenger RNA, 1597 nt
Organism: Phytophthora infestans T30-4
Lineage: Eukaryota; Oomycota; Peronosporomycetes; Peronosporales; Peronosporaceae
Product: NADP-specific glutamate dehydrogenase, putative
Exons: 3
Coding region: 12-1496 (494 amino acids)
Cellular component (GO): cytosol
Molecular function (GO): L-glutamate dehydrogenase (NADP+) activity
Source: RefSeq, a predicted model, not a curated record
UCUCUCUCUCCAUGCUGUCGUCUUUGUCCCGCCGCUCGCACCCCGUGGUGCCCGCAAUAGCGCGCGCUAGCUCGUCCCUUAUGUCGGACGUGCACGGCACUACACACGGCAAGAAGCACUGGAAGAACAAGCCUCUAUUCCGUCGCGGCGGCGACAAGAAGUUCCGGAACGGCCAGGAGGCCGCAGACAUGCUGACGGACGAGGUGAUUCGUCGUGAUCCCAACCAGGCCGAGUACGUCCAAGCCGUGCAGAACUUCGUCAAUUCCGUCGUCCCGGUGUUCGACCGCUACCCGAAGUACGCGUGGGUCAUGAAGACCCUUAUGGAGCCUGAGCGUCUUAUCCAGUUCCGUGUCCCAUGGAUCGACGACGAAGGCAGCAGCCGCGUUAACCGUGGCUUCCGAGUGCAGUUCUCAAGUGCUCUGGGUCCGUACAUGGGCGGUCUACGUUUCCACCCGGAGACGACCCAUGGAACCGCCAAGUUCCUUGGCUUCGAGACCAUUUUCCGCAAUGCAUUGGCCGGUCCAUACGGCGGUGCCCACGGUGGAUCAGACUUUAACCCCAUGGACAAGAGCGAGUCGGAGAUCAUGCGCUUCUGUCAGAGUUACAUGACCGAACUGGUCAACUACAUUGGCCCCCACACUGACGUCCCCACCGCGGGUGUCGGCGUCGGUCCGCAGGAGAUCGGAUACAUGUUCGGACAGUACAAACGUAUGCGUCAGCUUCAUCCUGGAGGCACGGAAGGAAUUCUAAGUGGUGGGGCUUACCACUACCCACAAGUUACGGGUUACGGUGUUGCGCACUUUGCGAACCGUAUCCUGGAGACUCGUGGAGAGACUCUCAAGGGCAAACGUUGUCUCAUCUCCGGUAGUGGCACAGUAGCGCUUAAUGUUGCGCGAAAGUUGCUGGAUUUCGGAGCCAUCCCGAUCGGUAUGAGCGACAACUUUGGCUACGUCAUUGAAGACCAGGGCUUCUCGAGUAAGAGUCUGGAGGAGCUUAAGCGUAUCAAAGAAGAGCGUAACGCUCGUCUGGGCGCCUACAUCAUGUCGUCCACGACGGCAAACUACCAUCCGAGCGAGGAAGGUCGUCUGUGGGAGACGCCCUGUGAUUACGCCUUCCCGUGUGCCAUUCAGAACGACGUGGACGCCGAUGCCGUGCGUCUACUGGUCAAAAAUGGCUGCAAGGGAAUCUUUGAGGGUGCCAACUUUCCUUGCACGGAUGAGGCCAUCAGUCUCAUUAAGCAGCACGGUCUGGCUUUCGGUCCUAAUAAGGCGUCCAAUGGAGGCUCGUUCGCUCUGAUUACCAAGAAUCUGGGAUCAUCAACGCAGAUGUUAGACGACGAGGUGGAUGUGAUCGUGAAGGAAUACAUGGACAAGUUACACGACCGCGUGGCAGCUUCGGCCGAGGAGUUCAACGCUGGCGGUGACCUCCACGUUGGGGCGAACAUCACGGCGUUCAUGAGUGUCGCCGCUGCCAUGUUUCGCCAGGGAGUGGUGUAAAAGAACUGGAAGAAGAGAGAACCAGGACAGAAAAACACUGGCGCUGAAUAUUCAGCGUACAAGUGCGACGUACUCCCUCAAUACAACUGAGUUUUGCUUUC